UUUAUCAGCGGUGUAUCAGAGAGUUGUCCCAACAUGUCAAACCUCUGCGUCUGCAGUUCCACCUGUCUGAAGGUGUGGCCAAUCAGCUUCCUUUAAAAAUGACUGCUUCUGUCCUGUCAGGCUCAGAGAUCAGGGGCUUCCUCCAAGACUCAACAACCUGCAGACUGUCGUCAGAGACCGCCAUCACAUCCAGCAACCAUCCAGCCAGCCGACCAAUCACAGCAGGCAGACGCUUCUGGCCCAGCAUCAGCCAACCAAUCACAGCAGGAUGACUUCCUGUGUGUUUUCCCUCUUCUUCCUGCUCUUCCUGUGUUCCUCCAUCACUGCCGACGGUCCCACCGGACUCAAAGUGAGAAUCACCAACAGAGUGCCAGAUAUCUUGAAAGAUUAUGGUCUGAAGUAUUUGAGGGAGCUGGUUAACAGACCUUUUGAGGAUUUCCACUUGGUAACGUGUCACAUUGGAAGUUUGACAUUUACUCGUCUGGACGUGAACCCAAAUGAUGUCGUUGUCAGGUUCCAGCAGGGUUCAGGUCUUCAGUUUGUGUUCAGGAACCUGAACAUUACCGCAGAAAUCGAAAGAGGAAUCAAUCAUUGCUUGUUUAAUAUCUUGAAAGGAACGGCUGUCCUAACAGGAGAAGGUGUUGGCGUCACCAUCGGAGUGAGACUGAUCCAAAACCAAGGACGUCUGAGUCUCGAGAUACCGCCUGGAGAUGACUACUGUAAGACCCAAGCUGACAGGAUCCAUGUGGAUAACCUGGGGUUUGUGCUGAACGCUGCUCUCACAGGAGUGUUAAGGUUUAUGUUCACUACCCAGUUCUGUCCUGCUAUUAGGGAUGAUGUUGUCCCUAAUGUAAACACCAUGUUGGCGGGUGUCGCCAUGACGAGGACUUUGAGCAAAGACCAGAAAAUCAACCUUGACUACUCUCUGAGCAGAAACGUCACGGUGACGUCCAAAAGCCUUGAUGUGCCUUUCACAGGUGUGGUGUACUACGGUGACAGAAGGCCUGCUUUACCAGCAGCAGGUGUAGAGCCGGUGUUCACAGAAAGUAACCUGAUGGCUUACGUGGGCAUCUCUGAAGACCUGUUUAAAAGCGCCAGCCAGGCGCUCUACAGCCACGGGCCUUUUGAACAGCGGUCCAGAGGUGAGAACAGCUAA
Molecule: messenger RNA, 1156 nt
Organism: Sander lucioperca (pikeperch)
Lineage: Eukaryota; Metazoa; Chordata; Actinopteri; Perciformes; Percidae
Product: BPI fold-containing family C protein-like
Exons: 8
Coding region: 269-1156 (295 amino acids)
Biological process (GO): high-density lipoprotein particle remodeling; phospholipid transport; ceramide transport
Molecular function (GO): phosphatidylcholine intramembrane carrier activity; phosphatidylethanolamine transfer activity; diacylglycerol binding
Source: RefSeq, a predicted model, not a curated record